Molecule: messenger RNA, 1530 nt
Organism: Vigna radiata var. radiata (mung bean)
Lineage: Eukaryota; Viridiplantae; Streptophyta; Magnoliopsida; Fabales; Fabaceae
Product: RING-H2 finger protein ATL56
Exons: 2
Coding region: 207-746 (179 amino acids)
Source: RefSeq, a predicted model, not a curated record
AGUUGAAAACUGAGUGGCCACACAGAUUAGAUUAUGGUACGCACACGGUCUUGCUCUCUCUCUCUCUCCCGUUUUCGAUGUGGGAUUGGAUCCCAUAAAAUCCAUUUUAUUCUGUAACACACCAUCAUUCACGCUCGGUCUCUCUUACGAUCUUUGUUCUUCUUCUUCAUCAUCUUCUUACCUCCGAGGCCUCAAUUCCAAUCGCCAUGCCUCCUCCCACGCACCACCCCCAACCCCAACCCCAACCAAAACCUAAUCCCAACUUUCUUUCUCUCUUCCUCAAACCUAUCAUUAUGCUUCUUCUCACCUCCCUCUUCUUCCUCUUCAUUGGCUUCGCCGCCUUUCUCCUCCUCCACCUCUUCCUCCUUGGCGGUGCCUUCCACCGCCUUCGCUUCCGCCCCUCCGCCGCCGCUGCCUCCUCUUCCAACGGCCUCCUUCCUCGUGAAAUCAACAAGCUUCCUCGCUUCCGCCUCUCCCACGGAUCCCAAAUGCUAGCCGACACCCACUGCGUUGUCUGUUUAGACGCCUUUCGCAGCGGCCAGUGGUGCCGGAAACUCGCCGCCUGCGGUCACGUCUUUCACCGCAGGUGCGUCGACACGUGGCUCCUCAAAGUCGCCGCAUGCCCCACGUGCCGUACAUCCGUGCGAUUUAAUGCCGGGCCUCCGGUACAAGACUCAGCACUAGGUUCUACUUUUGCCCAGUUUCGAGCCUGCGAAACUGACUCCAGUGUUGUCACCCCUUUAUAGCUUGAAAGUGACGGUGUUUUACAUGUCAUCGCUCCACAAAAGUGGAUUGUCAUCGACGAACGAUUUAAAUUGCUUUUUCUUAAUUUUUGUGAAGGUGUCUGAAACAUUGUCGUGUCACUAACUGCAUUCAUUUAUGCUAGUAUUUAGUGUUGAGGGAUUUCUAUCUCCAUAGUCCAACAACCGAAGAACAGCGAACUUAUGUGUGCUUAAAUAUUGAGCAACUUACAGACUUUUCUUACGUUUUCUUGAAAUUUGUGUAGUGUUCCAUAUAAUUAAGGGAACAUUAUCACGGGCUUUGAUAAAACAAGGGUUUAAUGUGAAAUUUUAAAGAACUACAAGGGUUAAUUGGAUUUUGUCCUAGAAUUUUUUUAUGCUGGAUGGAUGGGGUGUGUGAUGAAAUCGUCAUUUUGCUGACAAUGGAUAGUAUGUUUACACGAUUACAACAAAAGAUCAUGCAAUUAUGGGUAUGGCAUGAUGGAGUUAAUAAAACAUCCCCUGGUCUCUGAAUGGGUGGUUGAUUGGAAGAUGACAUACAUUGCUGGCUUGGGGAGGGUGAUUGGAGGUCUUUCUUGCUUCGUUAUUCUGUCUGGCUGGUUGGCUUCGAUUGGGUGCGGGUUUGUAUGAAUAUUUGAAAAAAAAUGUGAAGUUGAUUAAAUCCUUCUGUGUUUUAGCUGCAUUUUUUUUAUAAAUUAUCAGUAGUUUGUUUUUGAAGCUUUUACAUAUAACAUCACGUGUAUGGAGUUUUCAUUUCACCGUAUAACAGUAAUAGGUUUUAUUUUAUUUU